Messenger RNA from Lytechinus variegatus (green sea urchin), 1651 nucleotides. RefSeq lists its product as uncharacterized. Lineage: Eukaryota; Metazoa; Echinodermata; Echinoidea; Temnopleuroida; Toxopneustidae. The transcript is spliced from 6 exons. Bases 154 to 777 code for a protein of 207 amino acids. The record is from RefSeq and is a predicted model, not a curated record.
CAGGGAUUUCUAACAAGCUUGUAAUAUACUUUAACCGUGUUCUUCAAAUAAGACUUAGUUCCGAUCAGUGGUACAUUGAAGUUGUACAAGAAGGCGAGCAGUGCUAAACCACGGUGCUGUAAUUGAUCCCGCAGCAUUGCCUUAACAUUUACAAUGAUGAUGAGCUUCUCGAUUCCAUCUUUACUUUCGACCGUGGUCGUCAUCCUGUUGGCUGUUGACUUCGUUCACGGUGAGAUGAAACCAACCAAAUUUGCUAAAGAGGUUGUUUGUGAAGGCUGUCAUGCUGUAAUAGCAGAGACGAACAAGAUCCUUGGGAAGGGGAAAAGAACAGAAAAGACAGUGACAAAUUCAAUGCGAGGGAUCUGUGAGGCACAGAGGUUAAAUCAAUACGAGUUCAGUCCACCUACUAUGAAGAAAGUUUGUGAUUAUUGGACAGAAAAUUAUAAAACAGAGAUCAAAGCUGCUCUGAUGAACGGUCUUCCUGAAGACGAGCAGGAAAUCGAACUCUGUUGGAUCACCACUGAUAUCUGCCGAGGCGUCGAUCGUUCUAAUUUCAGAAUAAAUAAAUAUGAAGGACCGAGCAAACGAAAAAUAAUGGCCGCGACAAAAGCUAGUAAAGAAGAGACUGCUGACGAGACUGUCGACGAGUCCGCCGACGAACCACCGGCGGAGAAGAAGGAAGAAGCCAAAGAUGAGAAGAAAGAUAAAAAGAAGUCGAGCAAAAAAUCAUCAAAGUCUAAAUCAAAAAAGAAGGCAGAGGAGAAGGAUGAACUUUAAUGAUUAUUGAUAACUUUAUUGUAGAUGAAAGACCUUAAUUUACCGCAUUUAAAUUAUAUUGAAGGAUAGUUCCAGCUAGAGCAUUUUGAUAAAAGUGUUGGGGUAAGAUUAUGGCAUUCAGAUGACGUAUUUUUUCUCAUUUUGGGGGUUGACUGUUAAAACAUUUCUAUGACAUUUGCGUAUAACAAGCUCAUAUACAGUGUUAUUUUCAUUUUCUACUAAUGUAUUCUAAUUGUCUUCGUUCUCCUUUCUUACCGCAUCUAAAUCACCCUUAACACUUUAACGGGGACGUAGUCGAGGCCGGCCUCGUCGCCACAUAUUGCCGACCCUGGCCUCGACCUCUUGCGAGUCACGUGUAUAAAGACCGUGGUAUAAAGUUUAUGCGAGAUGAUAUUCUCCAACGCCUCGCAACUAGUAUACCAGCAUAGAUCGACUUAAAAAAAACAUUAAACGUUAUUUUUCAUUUUGUGUAUUUAUUUCUAAAAUCCAUUCCAGUCAUUUUUUUCCACUCAAACUUUUUCAAUCCUCCCUGCAACAUAAAUUAUGUCAUGUGUUAUACCUUGUAGUUAUAACGAUAUUAUAAAAAAAUCUAAAUUUUGAUUCAUGUAUUCAGAAUUGUUUAUGUAUGAUUGAUGAUGUGAACAAAACAAAUCUCAGACUUAACUGUAAAAUUGAUUACAUUUUAUUAUACAUCUAUUUUAUUUUUGUUUUGCAAUUCGAUAUCCAUUUGUAACUUGACGAUUGAAUAACUUUCAAAAUUGUUAUUGCGCUGUGUUAAUCAUUCAAUUGUGAUUAAACUUUUUUAUUACUUAAAAAAAAGUAUCCAUGAAUUUACGCCAAAAUGAAUUGUUCUUAUCAAAAGACUGAAUAAAAU